AUGAUUAAUCUUGAAGAUGAGCUUGAACAAAAGGUCACCACUGAAUUGCCCACAGGGAUGUUUUCUGAAGACAUGCUUAUACUACAACAUUGGUAUUUAGAUACAUUAGUCAAGAAUGCUUCAGUAUUUCUUGAACCAGCAAUUGUAGCAGGAUUAAAUAGGCAAUUGAAUGUAUCAGAACAUAUUGCACAAGUGGAUUUUUCACCUUUAGAAAAUAUUCGUGAAAAGCAUGUUUUUAGUAAACCAGUUCAACAUGAAAUGAUAUGUAGACAUCAAUGGGAAAGAGAAUUUGGCAUGAUAAAAAAGACACUUAACCUGGCAAUUAUAACAAAUAGAACUGGAGAGCUUUAUAAAAUUCAUGAAAAUUUUACAAAAGAAAUAGAGUUUGAACUUGUAAAAGAGAAUGAUCAUACUAAGCAUAAUAAUCUUGAGAAGUUUGCCUAUACUAUAA
Molecule: messenger RNA, 451 nt
Organism: Cetraspora pellucida
Lineage: Eukaryota; Fungi; Glomeromycota; Glomeromycetes; Diversisporales; Gigasporaceae
Source: the annotation of a GenBank genome assembly